UUUUAGAAGGUUUAUGCUAUAUAUCUAUAGUUCUAGUGCAUGUAUCACAACCCAUUUAGGCAUAUUGAAAAUGAAGAAAAAUUACGAAUUUUCGGGAACGUCAAAAUAGGGUCCAUUCAAAAUUCCGUAGUUUAUUUAAAACAAGCAUUAGCAAAAAUAUUUUUACACUAAAUUCAAGAGAAAGAAUGUGUCUUUGCUAGAAAAAACAAUGGUUUGUAUAAAAUAAAACGCGAAGCCGUACGAUUGCCGAGAAUACCUUACAUUUUCCUAUUCGACACAGGGUGCCCAAGCCAUUCUGGAUCCCAAAAUCAACUUCGAGCGAUUUCUCAAAAAAUAAAAUUCGCCCAGGACUUAAAGUUGUAUUUUCGAAAAAUGUCUCACCACAAAGAGUAUUUAAGCAAAGUAUGAGCAAUUUCGAUUUUUUUCAACUGUCCGAGGAUUCUUGACCGUUAUACAAACAUUGACUCUUUCCUUUUUACCCACUUAUUAAUCUGUAUGUUAUGACACAAAAGAAUAAACCGUUUAGUUCUUUAUUUAUUAUAUGGUCUUCAACUACUUGUACAUCCAUCACUAAAACUAUUAUAGUUGGCGCAUCCUCCUACCUUAUGCUUUUUGUUCCGAGUUACUUUUAUUUAACAGCUGUCUUGACAUAUUUUUUGUCAAGUUGACAAACUGUUCGGGUUUUUUCGCCCUGCUGUUGUUUGCCAUCCGGUUACAGCUGUCUAGUGCUGGCUUGGUCUGAGGGAAAACCAUGUCAUUGUGUCAUACUUUGUUCUUUUAAGACGUGUUAAAGUUGAUCAAAGUAAAACACUCUGAGGAAACAAUUCUGCAAUAACAGGAUACUGUCUGUAGAUCACUCCGGCAAAAGGAUUCUGCAGUGAUUUCACUGAAACUCUACGAACUGAAAAAGUCAGGAAGAAAGGGCUUUGAGAAGAUUAUUUUAAGAAGAAGAAGAAGAAAAAGUGACAUUUUUUCAGUCAACAUAAUGAUGGCCUUCUUCAUUAUAGCAUUUUCCUUUUCAAUGUUGAGGGUAACUGAAGUGACAAGUCCCGACCAUCCUUGUCGUACAGUCGAACCAAUCAGUGGAUUUUGCCUUAGAGGACAAAGUUACAAAACGUACGACACGGUAACAUUAGAAAGAUGUAUACUACUGUGUGAGCAAGAAACAGGCUGCUUUAGCAUCAACUACUUCAAGAGAACAAGAGAGUGUCAGUUGAAUAACUCAUCAAAUAAUGAUUUUAUUGAAAACUUUGUUCAAGACGAUGCUUGUUUGUAUAUCGAUAAUGUUCUUCGUCCAUACUCUCUACCGCUGGAGCCAGUUCUUCACUGCAAAUCAAGGAAUGACUCCAAGGCUCUGGGCAUGCGCAGUGGAGAAAUAAAAGACAGCCAAAUCACCGGAAAUAAAUCGCACCCAAAUAACGAGCCGUAUAAAGGGAGACUGGGUUCUAGUACAGGAUGGAUGACGCUGGUGUCCUCGCCCAACAUGUUUAUUCAGGUUUCAUUUGAAGACGCUAGAAGAGUUUUAACAGAUGUAGCAAGCCAGGGCAGUUCCGUCUAUCAGUGCUGGGUGACUGAAUACACAAUAGAAUACAAGGUAGACCGGAAUAGCUUGGACUGGGGAACAUAUGUGGAUAAAUCUACUAACCGGCCACAGAUCUAUCAAGGUAACACGGACAUGAAUACUGUAGUAAAGAAUGCUAUAUCACAGCCUUUCCUUGCCACAGCCGUCAGACUAAUGCCUCAAGCUUGGAAUGCCUGUAUUGCCAUGAGAAUAGAGUUGUAUGGAUGCAAAGAGGGUUCCUUAUAAUGUGACAAAGAAUGCCGGAAACAAGAUAAAAAUGCACUGUGCGCAAACCAGGUUAUCUUUCUGUGCGUAUAUCUGUUGUUAUGACUGUCUGUCUGUUGUUCUGUAUGACUGUCUGUCUGUUGUUCUGUAUGACUGUCUGUCUGUUGUUCUGUAUGACUGUCUGUCUGUUGUUCUGUAUGACUGUCUGUCUGUUGUCCUGUAUGACUGUCUGUCUUUUGUUCUGUAUGACUGUCUGUCUGUUGUUCUGUAUGACUGUCUGCCUGUUGUUCUGUAUGACUGUCUGUCUGCCUAUUUCGCGCACGAAACGAUCAAUUCAUAACUUAUUUCCUUUAAAAAGAUGAGGUAUACACUUUCUUGCUUAAAAUGAAAAACAGUUUAACAUCUGAAUUUUGUCCGUUCAAUUUAAAACUUUAUUUAAAAUUGACAUUUGUUUGAAAGAAAAAACUUAAGAUUUUAUGCGAUAAAUUUUGAAGUUCAAUGAAUUAAAAAGUCUUAACCAAAAGGUCAUUCAGUUUAGAUACUUUUGAUAGAGAUCUCGAAAGAUGUCCUUAACUCCUUAACGUGAUCGUCAAGUCACAUGUUCCACAUGUUUAUUAACCUCUUCAGUCCAUUGCUUGUUUGUAGACCUAUUUUCGUUGCUAUAUUUACCUUGUAUUCAAGAAAACGUACAAGCAAUGGAUUGAAGAGGUUCUGGCGGAAAGUGGUGACAGUUGAAGACUAAUUU
Messenger RNA from Actinia tenebrosa (Australian red waratah sea anemone), 2531 nucleotides. RefSeq names its product retinoschisin. The record is from RefSeq and is a predicted model, not a curated record. Gene Ontology annotation, cellular component: plasma membrane. Gene Ontology annotation, molecular function: signaling receptor activity. NCBI's taxonomy places the organism in Eukaryota, Metazoa, Cnidaria, Anthozoa, Actiniaria, Actiniidae.